AUGGCUGUGAACAUCCCUGGUGUAAUUGCAGUGGUGGUGUUCUAUGUCCUUAUUCUGGGGACAGGGCUUUGGGCCGCCCGAAAGUCCAGAAAGGCUGAGAGGAACAGCCAUGGAAAUAGGACUGAAGUGGUGCUCCUUGGAGACAGAAAUAUCAACUUGCUGGUCGGGAUUUUCACCAUGACUGCUACAUGGGUUGGAGGUGGUUUCAUCCUGGGUGUGGCAGAGGCGGUGUACUCUCCGAAAAUGGGCUUAGUAUGGGCUCUUAUGCCUAUACACUACAUGGUGUCCUUCAUAAUAGGUGGUCUUUUCUUUGCCAAGCCAAUGAGGAAUAAGAAGUAUGUCACCAUGAUGGAUCCAUUCCAGAUAAAGUAUGGCAAUGUACUCAGUGGGGCUCUGGUGCUGCCUUCUAUACUGGUAGAUGUGCUGUGGGUCUCCUCCACUCUGCUUGGCUUAGGAGCAACUAUGACUGUGAUACUGGACAUGCCCUAUGCCUAUUGUGUUUGGAUCUCAUCAGCUGUUGCCAUCAUCUACACUUUAUUAGGAGGCCUUUAUUCAGUGGCCUACACUGAUGUUAUCCAGCUUUGUCUAGUUUUCCUCAGUUUGUGGUUGUGUGUCCCCUUCCUGCUGCUCAACCCCAUAUCUACAAACAUUGCCCACACUGCUUUUAACCACACAUUCCAAAAACCCUGGGUCGGCACUCUGGAGCAGGACAAAGUCUGGAAGUGGAUUGAUGACUUCUUAAUGCUUGGUCUUGGUAGUCUUUCAUUUCAGUGCUUCCACCAGAGGACGCUGUCUGCAUCCUCAUCACGAACAGCCCAGUUAACCUGCUAUGCUGCUGCUUUUUUCAUCGCCAUACUGGGAAUCCCCCCUGCCUUGGUCGGGGCUGUCGGCGCCUCCACAGACUGGAACCUGACGCUGUACGGUUCUCCAUCUCCAUAUGUACGUGGUGAACCUAGUUUGAUCCUGCCCUUGACCCUUCAAUACCUCACUCCAUCUUUCAUCUCAAUGAUUGCAAUUGGAGGCGUGGCCGCUGCUGUCAUGUCAUCCACAGACUCAGCCCUUUUGUCUGCAACUUCUGUUUUUUCUUCCAACAUUUACAAGAACAUCCUGCGUAAACAGGCAUCAGACAAUGAAAUACAAUGGGUGAUUCGGGUCACGGUGGUGGUGGUGGGUCUGGUUGGGACAUGCAUAACGUUCUACACCAACAGCCCCCUGGUCCUGUGGCUUCUCGGAGCAGACGUCUCCUACACUCUUAUAUUCCCCCAUCUGGUCACUGUGCUCUUCUUUAAAGUGACAAAUGGUUACGGUGCCAUGGUGGGUUACAUCAUCGGGCUGACUGUAAGAAUUUUGUUGGGGGAGAACCUUAUAGGUCUUCCUGUUGUUCUUCACCUUCCCGGUUGCACUUUGGAAGAGGGCGUCUACGUCCAAAAGUCCCCGGUCAGGACCGUCUCCAUGCUCUGCACUUUGGCCACCAUCUUAGUUUUUUCUUCGCUGACUUUCUUCAUGUUCAAUCAUGGCCUGUUACCUGAGAGGUGGGACAUUUUCAAAGUAAAACGUAAUGUUGCUAUGUGUCCCGUGGAUCCCAUCACACAGAAUCUAAAAGAAAAGAAAGAACAAGAAGCUGAAAGUGAUGCUGAGUGUGACGAGAACAGACAUGGAGUUGUUUUACAGCCAAUCAUGUAA
Messenger RNA from Cyclopterus lumpus (lumpfish), 1683 nucleotides. Its product is annotated as high-affinity choline transporter 1-like. The record is from RefSeq and is a predicted model, not a curated record. Bases 1 to 1683 code for a protein of 560 amino acids. Gene Ontology annotation, cellular component: plasma membrane. Gene Ontology annotation, molecular function: choline:sodium symporter activity. Lineage: Eukaryota; Metazoa; Chordata; Actinopteri; Perciformes; Cyclopteridae. Gene Ontology annotation, biological process: acetylcholine biosynthetic process; transmembrane transport; choline transport. The transcript has 8 exons.